GGGCAGAGUAUUUUUGACAACCGGAAGCAGGAAGUGUACAGAAGAAGGAAGUUCAAGUUUUGUGUUUGUUUUCUACAUAAAUUCAGAGUUUUAUAAAAGAAGAGAUGUGGAAAGCCCAGGCUGGUGUGAAGGUUGCAGCUCCAACAACAAAUGCUGAUGAUGAUGACUGGGAGACUGAUGCAGACUUUGUGAAUGAUAUAAGUGAGGAGGAGCAAAGAUGGGGCGCCAAGACUGUGGAAGGAUCUGGCAGACAGGCUUCUAUCAGUUUGAAGGAGCUACGAGAGAAUGUUCGUAAGGACGAUGCCAAGGACAAACAGCACCAACUUGAGAGUGGCCCCAAGGCUUCCUAUGGAUAUGGGGGAAAGUUUGGGGUACAGCAAGACAGGAUGGACAAGUCAGCAGUAGGCAGUGAAUAUCAAGCAGAUCUAUCAAAACACGCGAGCCAGACAGACGCAGCUAAAGGGUUUGGAGGAAAGUUUGGCGUGCAGCAGGACAGGAAGGAUAAGGCUGCUGUUGGGUUCGAGUAUAAGGGAGAGACAGAAAAGCAUGCAUCACAAAAAGAUUAUUCAACGGGUUUUGGUGGGAAGUACGGUGUACAGAAAGACAGGAAGGACGCCUCGGCCGUGGGCUGGGAGCACAAGGAGGAGCUGGGAAAACAUGAGUCCCAGAAAGAUUAUUCGAAGGGUUUUGGUGGUAAAUACGGCAUACAGAAGGAGAACAUGGACAAAGCUGCCGUCGGCUGGGACCAUCAGGAAAAGAUGGCGAAACACGAAUCUCAGAAAGACUAUUCCAAGGGUUUUGGUGGUAAAUAUGGGGUGGAAAAAGAAAAGAUGGAUCAGUCAGCUGUGGGCUGGGAAUAUCAGGAGAAAGUGAGCAAACAUGAGUCCCAGACAGACUACUCGAAGGGUUUUGGUGGCAAAUAUGGUGUACAGACGGACAGGAAAGACGCAUCUGCGGUGGGCUGGGACCACCAGGAGAAACUGGAACAACAUGAAAGUCAGACAGACCACUCCAAGGGGUUCGGCGGUAAAUACGGUGUUCAGACAGACAGGAAGGACGCAUCAGCUGUUGGCUACAGUCACCAAGAAAAACUAGAGAAACACGAAAGCCAAACAGAUUAUUCCAAGGGCUUUGGAGGGAAAUAUGGAGUACAAACAGACAGGAAAGAUGAGUCUGCGGGUUCAUUUAAUGACAUGAAGGGAGUCUCGUCAUCGUACCAGAAAACCAAGGCAGAUGCAAGUUCCGAGGGUGCUAAGAACCUGAAGGCUCGGUUUGAGAACAUUGCUCGGUCACAGGAGGAAGAUGCGCGCAAGCAGGCACAGCAGGUGAAGCAGGGACGGAAGGCUGUCGAGGACGCCGAGAAGAAUGAACAACAACAACAGCAAAAGGCGAGAUUAGAUUCUGAGAGAUGGGAAGAGAAACAACAACAGGAGCAGCAGCAGCAGCAGCAACAAGAGGAGGAGGAAGAAGAACCACCAACAUAUGGCGGAUAUGAGGAUGAGGCUGUGGAUGAGGGUCCCACUCACCAGCAAGUAGAACCAGAACAACCUGCAUACGAGGAAGAGGAAGAACCACAACAGUAUGAGGCCCAGCCAGGGGAGGGUGCAGCCGACCAAGAAGAGGAAGAGGAGGAGACUACAGCUGUCGACCAUCAAUCAGCAGAGACCGGGGCUUCCAGCACCACUGCUAUAGCGCUUUACGACUACCAAGCUACUGCAGAUGAUGAACUCGGCUUUGAUCCUGACGAUGUGAUAACAAAUAUUGAAAUGAUUGAUGACGGCUGGUGGCGUGGGGAAUGUCACGGACGGACGGGUCUGUUUCCCGCCAAUUAUGUGGAGCUCCAACAGUGAUAACCAUUUUCAGGAAAACCCUUUCCCCACCAACUAAUUCAAACACCAGAGGAAAUAUAUCUGCAAGAUGACUGUCUUCUGUGCUUGCAGGAGACAAUGUUGUACUAGAUAUUUCUAUAUCAGGCCUAAAAACAUCUACAUGCAGUCUAGACUUUCGCUAACUGUGCGCAGCUACAUUUUAUGUGAUUAUAUCUGAAUUAAAAGUGUCUUCAAGCUAGUGCUACAAAAUAUGAAUGAAUAAGUGAUUAUAUUUUUCUUACAAGAUUAAGAGAUAAUAAUUAUAGAAAAUAAUAAUACCGUGAAAAAUUGUUCUAAUUGUAUCAUAAUUUGUAAGUUGUUACUGUCACUUGUUAAUCUUUUUUUUCAUAAUUUUUCUAACUAUAAGGGACAUGGAAUGUUCUUUAAAUUUCAAAGUGUUUAAUUUUUACCAAGUUAUGUAUCCAUGUUGGUGUUUGUGUUUUAUGAUGACGCAACUAGUGAAAAAUGUGUGACACAAAUUCGCUUGCUGUUACCAAAUUGACAAUACUGCCUUUCAAAUGUUCAUAUAGAGUAUAUGAUUUCCUUCUUAUGUAAGCACACCUUAAAAUAGAACAAUUGUGUAUAAGUCUGUGAUAUAACUGGCUAAUUGAAAUGUUUGAUUUAGCUAACAUUCAUUUAAUGAUCAUUUGUUUGAGAUGUUAGUUGCUUUAGGUGUAUAACAUAAUGUAACUUUCUCCUCAUAUAGGAAAACAGCUCAAUGUUGCUUCAACUAUCUUUUCAAUGACUGUUUGUCUUAAAGUUAGGCUUUUCUGUUCCGCAGAUUUUCUGAGAAAAUAUUAAAGUAUUCCUUAGCCUAACUGGACACCCAUAUUUGUUUCCACGACCUGAAUAUGAGCUUGAGGCCCCAGCUCUCUGGUCAUAUUAGUUUUUAAAGCGAUACUCUCACUGAUUGACCGAUUUGACAACUUUUUCAUUUUUUGUCUCAGAUUCAGCUGAUUUUGGCAUCAGUGUUUACAAAUCAAUCAUUUAGGAUAAUACACAUUAGAAAAUAUUUCAAUUGUUUAGAAAUAUGCCCAUUUUUUGGAUUUUUCCUAAAGUAUAAGUAAUGCUUUUAGCCAUAAAACAUCAAAUUUUGAGCGUAAAUAUUAAAAACUGUGAUCUGAUCUUUUAUCAGCAGUCAUAUAUCACAGGUUUUAAGAUAUUUAUGCAAAAUUUGGCUUAUUCCAAGACAAAAAAAUAAAAAAGUCAAAAUGGUCAAUCUGUAAGAGUGCAGCUUGAUUAUCUGAGAAGAAAAAAAUGACCAAGUGUUGGCAUGCACAGUCAGUGCUCUUUCUUUUGUUUUGUUUGACAAAUGUGGUUGAAUAACACCUUACAAUGUUAUCACUCAUUUCAUUGAUAAUCUAAAAUAAUUGAUUGCUUGUACUGCAAUCUUUCUCUCUACAUUUUAUGCAAAUGGUGUUUACAUUCCCUGAAGGCAUUUUAUAGAGUUUGAUAUUACAUGUAUAUUUUUAAUCAAACGUAUGGCUUUAAAAUGUAUGAAGGUUGCUAUGAUUUGUAGUAAUAAAUAAUGAUUUACAUGAUUGUGUAAGAAAACUGUAUGUUCAUAUAUUAUAUGAAAUCAUUAGCAUCCAGGAAUUCUGCCAUUUGAAUCAUUAUUUAACAUAUUUUGCCAUGGAAACUAUUAAACAAUUUUAUACAUG
This is a messenger RNA of Mya arenaria, 3529 nucleotides long. Its product is annotated as src substrate cortactin-like. The coding region runs from base 105 to 1850 and encodes 581 amino acids. Gene Ontology annotation, molecular function: actin filament binding. The record is from RefSeq and is a predicted model, not a curated record. Lineage: Eukaryota; Metazoa; Mollusca; Bivalvia; Myida; Myidae. Gene Ontology annotation, cellular component: site of polarized growth; actin filament; plasma membrane. Gene Ontology annotation, biological process: regulation of actin filament polymerization. The transcript has 19 exons.